AUGCACGCGCAUGAACCUGACAGCGACACGCCGGCCGGCGCUGGAACGAACUCAUCGACAAGCCUGACUCCUGAGAGAGGGGGCCGGAACAGGCCGCUGCGGGCGCGGCACACCUACCCGCCGCCCAGAACCGCAUGCGACCACGCCUCCGGCUUUACUCGAGCUAGCCAGCUAGCUAUAGGCAUGGCUGCGGCGGCAUCCACCGUGCACGCGUGUCGUCGUCGUCGCUUCGUCCUGCCAAUGCUCCUGCUCCUCCUGGCGGUCGUGCGGGCGCGCGUGACGGCGCUGAUCGUGUUCGGCGACUCCACGGUGGACGCCGGCAACAACAACGCCGUCCCAACGGCGGUGCGGAGCAACUUCCCGCCCUACGGCCGCGACUUCCCGGGGGGCCGCGCCACGGGGCGGUUCAGCAACGGCCGCGUCGCCACCGACUUCUACUCGGAGGCGCUUGGGCUCGGCCGCGCCUUCGUGCCGGCCUCCCUCGACCCGGACUACGGCAUCCGGGACUUUGCCCUCGGCGUCUGCUUCGCCUCCGCGGGAUCAGGGCUCGACGUCGCCACCUCGCGCGUCUUCGUAAGUACUCCUGCUAGUAUCAACCAGACGAUCGAGCAGAGUUGUGCGUGUUUUACUUUUGCUUUUUGUGCUCCAUCCGUCUCUUGCUUACGAACGCAUGCAUUCGCAGACGACGUUUUUCUUUUUGGCCGUUGCACAAAUUUUUAUUUAUUAACCUACACGGAGUUCACGGUGCCCAAGUACACGGAGUACCUGGUGGGCCUGGCCCGGGCGUUCCUGGCUGAGCUCUACGGCCUGGGCGCGCGCAGGAUCGGCUUCACGGGGCUCGCCGCCAUGGGCUGCCUGCCGCUGGAGCGCGCCCGCGUGGCCCGCGGAGGCUGCGACGAGGGGUACAACGCCGCGGCGCGCGCCUUCAACGUGGCGCUGGCGACCAUGGUCGCCGACCUGGGCGCCGAGCUGCCCGGCGCCGACAUCCGGGUGGCAGAGGUGUACGGCUUCUUCGAGGGCGUGGUGCGGGAGCCGGGGCGGCACGGGUUCGCGCGCGCCGACGUCGGGUGCUGCGGCACCGGGACGUACGAGAUGGGGUACCCCUGCGGCGCGUGGGCGGCGGCGCCCGGCGGGACGUGCCCGGACGCCGACCGCUACGUGUUCUGGGACGCCGUGCACCCCACGGAGCGCGCCAGCAGGCUCGUCGCCGAGCACCUCAUCAACUCCACCUUCGGCCACUUCGACAACUGA
Messenger RNA from Panicum virgatum (switchgrass), 1251 nucleotides. Its product is annotated as GDSL esterase/lipase At2g04570-like. Gene Ontology annotation, molecular function: hydrolase activity, acting on ester bonds. The transcript is spliced from 3 exons. NCBI's taxonomy places the organism in Eukaryota, Viridiplantae, Streptophyta, Magnoliopsida, Poales, Poaceae. Bases 1 to 1251 code for a protein of 416 amino acids. The record is from RefSeq and is a predicted model, not a curated record.